AUGAACACCGGGGGUCGACUCAUUGCUGGUUCUCACAACCGGAACGAGUUUGUCCUCAUAAAUGCUGAUGAAAAUGCAAGAAUUAAGUCAGUGCAAGAAUUGAGUGGGCAAGUGUGUCAGAUAUGUGGGGAUGAGAUUGAGAUUACAGUGGAUGGAGAGCCAUUUGUUGCCUGCAAUGAAUGUGCUUUCCCUGUGUGUCGACCCUGCUAUGAAUAUGAAAGAAGAGAGGGAAAUCAAGCUUGCCCUCAAUGCAAGACCAGAUACAAGCGCAUCAAAGGUAGUCCCAGGGUUGAGGGUGAUGAGGAAGAAGAUGAUAUUGAUGAUUUGGAACAUGAGUUUGAUUAUGGAAACUUUGAUGGUUUAAGCCCAGAACAAGUCGCAGAGGCAAUGCUCUCUUCACGCAUGAGCACUGGCCGUGCUUCUCGCUCUAAUAUAUCUGGAAUUCCCACACACGGGGAGCUUGAUUCCACUCCCCUUAGCUCUAAAAUUCCUCUUUUAACUUAUGGCGAGGAGGAUGCUGAGAUUUCUUCUGAACGACACGCACUUAUCGUACCACCAAGUCAUGGAAAUAGAAUUCAUCCAAUUUCUUUUCCCGAUCCAUCUAUACCUUUAGCUCAACCGAGACCAAUGGUUCCAAAGAAGGACAUUGCGGUGUAUGGGUAUGGGAGUGUGGCAUGGAAGGACAGAAUGGAGGAUUGGAGGAAAAGGCAGAAUGACAAACUUCAGGUUGUUAAGCAUGAAGGAGGAAAUGAUGGCAGAAACUUUGAAGGGGAUGAACUGGAUGAUCCUGAUUUGCCCAUGAUGGAUGAGGCCAGGCAGCCACUUUCAAGGAAGUUACCCAUUCCCUCAAGCAAGAUAAGCCCAUACAGAAUGAUAAUCAUUCUGCGCCUUGUAGUUCUUGGCCUCUUUUUUCACUAUAGAAUUCUCCACCCAGUCAAAGAUGCAUAUGGUCUGUGGCUGACAUCAGUAAUAUGUGAAAUAUGGUUUGCAGUAUCAUGGAUUCUAGACCAGUUUCCAAAAUGGUACCCUAUCGGACGGGAAACAUACCUUGAUCGGCUGUCACUGAGGUAUGAAAAAGAAGGGAAACUAUCUGAGCUAGCCAGUGUAGACGUUUUCGUAAGUACAGUUGACCCUAUGAAAGAACCUCCGCUGAUCACUGCAAACACUGUCCUCUCUAUUCUUGCUGUUGAUUAUCCUGUGGAUAAAGUUGCAUGCUAUGUGUCAGACGAUGGUGCUGCCAUGCUUACAUUCGAAGCUCUCUCUGAGACUUCUGAAUUUGCUAGGAAAUGGGUUCCAUUCUGUAAAAAAUACAAUAUUGAGCCCCGAGCCCCUGAGUGGUAUUUUUCUCAGAAAAUUGACUAUUUGAAAAAUAAAGUUCAUCCAGCAUUUGUCAGGGAAAGGCGUGCCAUGAAGAGAGAAUAUGAAGAAUUUAAAGUGAGGAUAAAUGGGUUGGUCGCAACAGCGCAAAAGGUUCCGGAAGAUGGUUGGACAAUGCAAGAUGGAACUCCAUGGCCUGGAAACAAUGUACGAGACCAUCCUGGCAUGAUUCAGGUGUUCCUUGGUCAAAGUGGUGUUCGUGACGUGGAAGGAAAUGAGUUACCUCGUCUGGUUUAUGUUUCUCGUGAGAAGAGACCAGGAUUUGAACAUCAUAAAAAGGCUGGGGCCAUGAAUUCACUGAUGCGGGUCUCUGCAGUUCUGUCCAAUGCCCCUUAUCUUCUGAAUGUUGAUUGUGACCAUUAUAUUAACAAUAGCAAAGCACUCAGAGAAGCCAUGUGUUUCUUGAUGGAUCAAACAUCAGGAAAAAAAGUUUGUUAUGUGCAGUUUCCUCAACGAUUUGAUGGCAUUGAUCGUCAUGAUAGAUACUCAAAUCGGAAUGUUGUAUUCUUUGAUAUCAAUAUGAAAGGAUUAGAUGGUUUACAAGGGCCAAUAUAUGUUGGAACUGGGUGUGUUUUCCGGAGGCAAGCGCUUUAUGGUUAUGAUGCACCUGUCAAGAAGAAGCCCCCUGGCAAGACCUGCAACUGUUGGCCAAAAUGGUGCUGUCUAUGCUGUGGGUCCAGAAAAAACAAGAAAUCAAAGCCAAAGAAGGAGAAGAAGAAGUCAAAGAACAGGGAAGCAUCAAAGCAGAUACAUGCUCUUGAAAACAUUGAAGAAGGAAUCGAAGAAUCAACUUCUGAAAAAUCUUCUGAAACAUCGCAAAUGAAGCUGGAAAAGAAGUUUGGGCAAUCCCCAGUGUUUGUAGCUGCGACUCUUCUGGAGAAUGGGGGAGUUCCUCGAGAUACAAGUCCUGCAUCACUGUUGAGAGAAGCCAUUCAAGUUAUCAGCUGUGGUUAUGAAGAUAAAACAGAAUGGGGAAAGGAAGUUGGCUGGAUAUAUGGCUCUGUAACAGAAGAUAUCCUGACAGGAUUCAAGAUGCACUGCCAUGGUUGGCGAUCUGUGUACUGCAUUCCUAAGCGGCCUGCAUUUAAGGGGUCGGCUCCUAUUAACCUCUCAGAUCGUCUGCACCAGGUUCUUCGGUGGGCUCUUGGUUCAGUCGAGAUUUUCUUUAGUAGACACUGUCCAAUUUGGUAUGGUUAUGGGGGUGGAUUGAAGUGGUUGGAACGAUUUUCCUACAUAAACUCAGUUGUGUAUCCUUGGACAUCCAUUCCCUUGCUCGUUUACUGUACGCUACCAGCUAUAUGCCUUCUUACUGGCAAAUUCAUUGUUCCUGAGAUCAGUAAUUAUGCCAGUAUUGUGUUCAUGGCCCUCUUCAUAUCUAUAGCUGCAACUGGUAUCCUUGAGAUGCAGUGGGGUGGUGUUGGAAUAGAUGACUGGUGGAGAAACGAGCAAUUUUGGGUGAUUGGAGGUGUCUCAUCACACCUGUUUGCUCUCUUCCAGGGUUUGCUCAAGGUUUUGGCUGGUGUCAACACAAACUUCACUGUGACAUCAAAAGGAGCAGAUGAUGGAGAAUUCUCAGAGCUUUACCUAUUCAAGUGGACGUCACUGUUGAUCCCUCCUAUGACUUUGUUGAUCAUGAACAUAGUUGGUGUUGUGGUUGGGGUCUCAGACGCCAUCAAUAAUGGAUAUGAUUCUUGGGGUCCAUUGUUUGGGAGGCUAUUUUUUGCCUUAUGGGUCAUCAUCCACCUCUACCCAUUCCUCAAAGGGCUUCUUGGGAAACAAGAUCGCAUGCCCACCAUCAUUUUGGUAUGGUCAAUUCUGCUGUCUUCAAUCCUUACUCUCAUGUGGGUUCGAAUAAACCCAUUUGUGUCGAAAGAUGGUCCUGUCUUGGAAGUGUGUGGAUUGAAUUGUGAUUAG
Dovyalis caffra is the source of this 3291-nucleotide messenger RNA. The record is from the annotation of a GenBank genome assembly. NCBI's taxonomy places the organism in Eukaryota, Viridiplantae, Streptophyta, Magnoliopsida, Malpighiales, Salicaceae.